AUAGGCCAACUGUUGACCAAGGAGAAGACCUGGCUUGGCAGCAGCGCAGGCGAUGAUAGCGAGUAUAACGAUGGUCUGUAAAUGAAAACAGAGGCAGUUAAGUUAGAGAAGCAGGCCACACGACAAGGACUUUCCCUCUCUGGCUCUUACGUAUUUGAACAUGUUGAAGAUUUGUGUCUUGUGUUGCUUGUAGGGUUAGCUGCAAACUAUGUAUGUGAUGUCCAACUACAGUUGCCAGCGAGUAUUUAUACCACAAAACACCAAAAUAGUCUUCAUCCAACUCCGUUAUCACUUCGCAUGGCCCACUCCGCAUGUUAUUUCCCAUUGUUUUAUGUAUAACGCGUCGUGGUAGCCACAAAUUUCAGAAAUGCAGACUUAAGGUCAACAUCGUAGUCGCCUUUUUGUAUAAAUAGCGCAGCAAAAACUAUUAAAUGCCAUCGAACAAGUUCAACUCAUCGAGCUGCAAGCAUAUCCCAAAUAACCAAAAUGUUCAAAUUCGCUGCUGUUAUCUUUGCCAUCAUCGCCUGCGCUGCUGCCAAGCCAGGUCUUCUCCUUGGCCAACAGUUGGCCUAUAGUGCUCCGAUUGUAGCUGCUGCACCCGCUGCAGUCGUUGCUGCUCCUGCUCCGUUUGUGACUGCCACCAGUAGCCAGGUGAUUGCCCGUAACUACAAUGGCAUCGCCCACGCUCCAGUGAUCGCUCCAGUUGCUGCUCCCGUGAUUGCCAAGUAUGCAGCUGUUCCAGUGGCAGCUCCUCUGAUCGCUUCGUAUGCUGCUGCUCCUUUGGCUAGUCCUCUGGCUUAUCAUGCUUCUCCUCUGACGUACACUUCACCGCUUCUGCUUUAAUAUUAUGUCAGAUCAUGCUGCACUUGAAUUCAUAUUGAAUUAAAAUUGAAAG
Messenger RNA from Drosophila grimshawi, 895 nucleotides. Its product is annotated as cuticle protein 16.5. Lineage: Eukaryota; Metazoa; Arthropoda; Insecta; Diptera; Drosophilidae. Bases 487 to 843 code for a protein of 118 amino acids. The transcript is spliced from 3 exons. The record is from RefSeq and is a predicted model, not a curated record.